AUGGAGAUUUCAACUGAAGAUGAUGGCAAAAGCUCACCGACCAACUUUGCGUACAAAGGCGCUCACCAGGCGUUCAAGGACCGCUGGAAACAGACGGAUGACUCUCUGUGCCGCCACAGUAUGUCCUUCCACCUGUAUCACACGGUGAGGAACGAGUUCUUCGCCAGCUACCUUUACCUGGUGGAGAAGAUCCCUGUAGUGAAGCUGUUCCCCGUCACCUGCGAGUACAUCAAAGGAGAGAAGCAGUUCUACUACCGAGCUCAGCAGUUCUACGAGGACGUUACCCCCUCCGAGGAGGGCAUGAUGGGAGAUUUUGUGAACAUAUCCGACGUGGAUCUGGAAGGUUCCCGCCAGUUUCUGAAGAGGUUUGUGGGUCCCGGUAAGGCCGGCACACACUGCGCUCUGGACUGCGGCUGCGGGAUCGGCCGUGUGAGCAAAGGCGUCCUCCUGCCUGUGUUUGAAAAGAUGGAGAUGGCGGACAUGAUGGAGCACUUCCUGCUCCACGCGCACGAGGAAUACCUGGGCGACGACGCCGACCGCAUCGAGACGUAUUACUGCUACAACCUGCAGGAGUUAACGCCGCCGCAGAACAAGUAUGAUGUCAUCUGGAUGCAGUGGGUGGCAUGCCACCUGACGGACAAGGACCUGAUGGAGUUCCUGGUGCGCUGUAAGAGGAGCCUGCGUCCAAACGGCGUCAUCAUCAUAAAGGACAAUAUGGCGCGGCAGGGCUGCAAGCUGGACGCCAUCGACAGCAGCAUCAGCCGCCACCUGGACAUCAUGAGGCACAUCAUCGCCAAGGCGGGCUUGGAAGUCCUGGCGGUUGAGAAGCAGGAAGGCUUCCCCGAGGUCAUCAUGCCUGUCUGGAUGAUUGCUAUGAAAUAG
Molecule: messenger RNA, 882 nt
Organism: Scomber scombrus (Atlantic mackerel)
Lineage: Eukaryota; Metazoa; Chordata; Actinopteri; Scombriformes; Scombridae
Gene: ntmt2
Product: N-terminal Xaa-Pro-Lys N-methyltransferase
Exons: 4
Coding region: 1-882 (293 amino acids)
Biological process (GO): N-terminal protein amino acid methylation
Cellular component (GO): cytoplasm
Molecular function (GO): N-terminal protein N-methyltransferase activity
Source: RefSeq, a predicted model, not a curated record